Penicillium verhagenii is the source of this 1218-nucleotide messenger RNA. RefSeq lists its product as uncharacterized. The transcript is spliced from 4 exons. Gene Ontology annotation, cellular component: Golgi apparatus. The record is from RefSeq and is a predicted model, not a curated record. Lineage: Eukaryota; Fungi; Ascomycota; Eurotiomycetes; Eurotiales; Aspergillaceae. The coding region runs from base 1 to 1218 and encodes 405 amino acids.
AUGCGAUCUGAUGUGGGAGCUACAUCUGUCUCCACCCCUAUUCGAUCUCUCUCUGCGAGGACCCGCUCCAGUGUUGCCUUUGCGAAAUCCGCCUUCUCCCCCCACAAUAACGGUCAAUAUGUCGAACUCGAUGACUUUGGCGUCGCUACAAGUCCCAUCCCAUCUGUGAAUGAUGAGGCCCUUUACGAUCGCUAUGCCACUCCUCCCAAGCCUCGCAGCAAAUUCUACUUUCCUCAAACCUUGUGGACACGUCUUUUCGCCCUCACCGGUAUCUGUGAGACACUAGGCACAGUCGGAGUUGAGAGCUGGGUCUUCAUCAGUAUUUCCAAGCAUUUCGACAAGACGGGGGACGAGGAUGCAACGCUGCGCCUUCGGUCGUUCCUGGGUCUUUACAUCUUCGCCCUUCUAUAUGAACUCUUACUCAGUUACGAUGCGCUACGACGGAAGAAUACUUUUCAACUCGUGGGACUCUGCAUUUGUAACUUGGGCCUGUUGAUAUAUGGCGUGAUCCAGACCAAAGAAAUCAAGGAUACACUCACCAACCUAAGUGGGAGCACCGUCAAUGCGAACGCUCUUUGGAUCGAUUAUCGAAUUGCCUUGAUCCUCGUACCGGUGGUCUUGGCUGUCGGUACUGUGUGCAUGUCGGUCGUGACAUGGAAAUUGCGCGCCGAAUUCUCUUGGACUAUCUACAAGAGUAUCAGUGCUGAUCUACAAAUGAGUUGGCGAUAUACUACAUAUCAGGUAUACAUUGCGCUCCUGAAGUUCAAUUUUUUUUUCAUUUUCGGUACUCAACUCCAAAUGAUGCUUGCACUGAAAAGUUAUACCGACCACGAGUUCAUCAUACAAGCUGCCGCGAUCCCUGUCGCCGUCGUGAGCUUAAUUCUUGCUGCUCGCUUCUGUCGACUAGAAAAAACCAAAUCUCUGGUCUGCAUUAUGUUCCUUUUUGUUGUACUCAUCGCCAGUUUUGUUAGCACUGUGAUGCGGGUAUUCAGUAGUCAAAACAGUAGCCAGUUGACUAGCUACAGAGUCUCCUUGACCUUGUUUGCCUCGUUGGCCAUCCUGCUUCUCUGUGGCACGCUCGUCAAUUCCGUGAUGUGCAUUUGCAACUUCAAAAAGGGAUUGAAAGAGCAUAUCAGCAAUGCCAGAAAACAACAGCCGACAUCAGAUCCAGAGAACGCCUGGACGGAAGACACGAAAUCACGAUUUGUAUUAAAUUAA